Molecule: messenger RNA, 774 nt
Organism: Penaeus indicus
Lineage: Eukaryota; Metazoa; Arthropoda; Malacostraca; Decapoda; Penaeidae
Product: larval cuticle protein LCP-17-like
Exons: 4
Coding region: 1-711 (236 amino acids)
Cellular component (GO): chitin-based extracellular matrix
Molecular function (GO): structural constituent of chitin-based larval cuticle
Source: RefSeq, a predicted model, not a curated record
AUGUCAUCGUCCAGACUCAGGCCUCCCACCCGCCAGUGGCUCCUGAGUUCCCCUUCCCACUGCCUUGGUUCGUCCUUGACCAUAGCUCAAAGGCUGCAGAGGAGGACGCCCGUAACGCCAAGAGGCCCUCCGGUGGUUACCAGUGAUUUGAUAUUAAUCGAAUAUAAAGAAUGCACGGUUGAAAGAAAUGAGCUGGCAACUGCAUGCAUUUUCAUAGGAGAAUAUAAGCGCUACCACCUGCAUGAGAGGCAGCAGUAUCUGACAGCCAACAUGAAGUUCCUGAUCCUCGCCGCUAUGGCCGCCGUGGCCGCCGCAGUCCCCCAGGGAUACGGUGCUCCUCCUCCUCGCUACGCCUCCAGCGAGGAGAUCGCCAUCUUGAGGGACGACCGUGUGAUAGAGGACGACGGAAGGUACAACUUUGACAUGGAGACUGCCAAUGGCAUCGUAGUGUCAGAGCACGGCACUCCCGGAGAGAAGGGAGCCAUCAACAGCGCCGGUUCCUUCUCAUACACCGCUCCUGACGGCACUGACGUCCAUCUCCAAUUCGUUGCUGACGAGAACGGCUUCCAGCCUCAGGGCGCCCACCUGCCCGUGGCUCCCGCGUUCCCCCACCCGAUCCCUCAGUUCGUCCUCGACCAGAUCGCCUUCGCCGCUGAGGAGGACGCCCGUAAUGCCAAGAGGCCCUCAGCCACCUACGGCGCUCCUCAGUGAAUGGGUUAUAAUGCUAAUACCUUGUAUAUAGAAAAUAUUUAUAAUAGAAUAAAAUAUUUAUUG